ACAACUGAAGAAAAUGUUUCUUAUUAACGGUUUAUUCUACUUGUCCUGUGGGCAUCUGAUUGGUGUGUUUGUUCAAUCGGUUUCAGUAUUAGAGGAAGGUUCUGUGACUCUAAGCACUGGUGUUACCGAAAUACAUGAGGAUGAUGAUGUACAGUGGAGUUAUGGAGGUGGACACUCUCUGAUUGCUGAAAUCAGCGGUGAGGCUAAAAUCUUCUCCACAUACAAUGGUCCGGACGGGAGAUUCAGAGACAGACUGAUGCUGGACAACAAUACUGGAUCUCUGACCAUCAUGAACAUCAGAACUGAACAUGCUGGAGAUUAUGAAGUGAAGAUCAGUGGAUUGAAGCUGACAACAAAAACAUUCAAGGUUUCUGUUUAUGCUCGUCUGUCUCCUCCUGUCAUUGACAGAGUCUGUUCAGCAUCUUUCUCAAAGUGUUCAGUGCUGUGUUCAGUGGUGAAUGUGAGUGCUGUGAGUCUCUCCUGGUACAAAGGAAACAGUGUAUUGUCCAGCAUCAGUGUGUCUGAUCUCAGCAUCAGUCUCUCUCUACCUCUGGAGGUGGAAUAUCAGGAUAACAACACCUACAGCUGUGUGAUCAACAACACCAUCAGCAACCAGACCACACAUCUGGACAUCAACACACUCUGUCAGACAUGUCCAGUCGCCACACAUGAGAAAGACGGAAAUCAUUCAGCAUGGUGUAAACCAAAAAUGAAAUCAAAGGACCCCGUGUAUGAAAAUGUCCCUAAAAAACGAUGA
This is a messenger RNA of Danio aesculapii, 757 nucleotides long. RefSeq lists its product as uncharacterized. Bases 14 to 757 code for a protein of 247 amino acids. Lineage: Eukaryota; Metazoa; Chordata; Actinopteri; Cypriniformes; Danionidae. The record is from RefSeq and is a predicted model, not a curated record. The transcript has 5 exons.